AUGGCCGGCGAGGCAGAUGAUGGCGAAGCAUUGGCUGGCUUGGUCGCCGAGAACGAGGACCUCGAGUUCAAAGAGGACGGCAGCGGGAAGGUUGUCGUCAAGUCAACUGGUCAUGAGAUGCCUCCUCGACUUGUUGUCAAGACCUACUUGAGCGGCGCGAAGCAUACCGCUUUUCAGCAAUUUUUGUGUGAUGUUUUGUCGCGACACGGCACGUCGCCGCAGCGUAUCGGAAUGGGUAUGAACUUGGAAGAAGUGGACGUGCAUGGGCAGAUACCUCCGUUCUGGGCCGCUACGAAGGGCAAGGUUGCCGAGAAUGAGUUCCGGUUGUCUGGCCUCGAAGUGAAUUUUCGAAAUCACAACAACAAACAGACAGCCCUGGUCCUGGCCAUCGACAAAAGAAUCCCCAACGAUAUUGUUUCUGCCGGGAGGCCCGUGAGUGGUAUGGCUACGACUUCAGCAAGUUUGAGCCUUACAUCAUUCCGCGCGGGCCUCAGUUUUUUCCUUCUUAGCUUCCGGCAGGGUUCCAAACGAGGGCCUAGGGUUUUGCGCUUCUUUCCGUGCUAG
Messenger RNA from Symbiodinium necroappetens, 564 nucleotides. Lineage: Eukaryota; Dinophyceae; Suessiales; Symbiodiniaceae. The record is from the annotation of a GenBank genome assembly.